UGGAGAAAUAAGUCCAUGUUGGUCUCUGGCUGACUCUCUUUCUCUUCUGUCCCCCCCCCCCUUCCAGCCACCAUGACUCAUGCGUAUCCCUUCCUGAGUGCUGAGCAGAAGAAGGAGCUCAGCGGCAUCGCCCAGCGGAUCGUAGCUGCUGGGAAAGGCAUCCUGGCAGCGGAUGAAUCCACAGGCAGCAUGGCCAAGCGCUUCCAGGGCAUCAACACCGAGAACACGGAGGAGAACCGGCGGCUUUACCGCCAGCUCCUCUUCACCGCCGACGAGCAGGUCAACGCCUGCAUCGGCGGCGUCAUCUUCUUCCACGAGACGCUCUAUCAGAAGACAGACGACGGCAAGCCCUUCGCCCAGCUGGUCAAAGAGAGGGGCAUGGUGGUGGGGAUCAAGGUGGACAAGGGGGUGGUUCCCCUCGCCGGCACCAACGGAGAGACAACCACUCAAGGUCUGGACGGGCUCUACGAGCGCUGUGCUCAGUACAAGAAGGACGGAGCCGACUUCGCCAAGUGGCGAUGUGUGUUAAAGAUCACCGACACCACGCCGUCACAGCUGGCCAUCAUGGAGAACGCCAACGUGCUGGCUCGCUACGCCAGCAUCUGCCAGAUGCAUGGCAUCGUGCCCAUCGUGGAGCCCGAGAUCCUUCCAGACGGGGACCAUGACCUGCAGCGCUGCCAGUAUGUCACUGAGAAGGUGAGUGGGGGGGUUUUCUCACCUCGGAUAUGAGGGCUCUUACUACUCCAGGAAAA
Messenger RNA from Etheostoma cragini (Arkansas darter), 752 nucleotides. RefSeq names its product fructose-bisphosphate aldolase A-like. Gene Ontology annotation, molecular function: fructose-bisphosphate aldolase activity. Gene Ontology annotation, biological process: fructose 1,6-bisphosphate metabolic process; glycolytic process. The transcript is spliced from 4 exons. The record is from RefSeq and is a predicted model, not a curated record. Gene Ontology annotation, cellular component: cytosol. Bases 73 to 729 code for a protein of 218 amino acids. Lineage: Eukaryota; Metazoa; Chordata; Actinopteri; Perciformes; Percidae.